GCACAACAUGAAACCGACACGAAACAAGUGCGGGGAGCGGGCGCGGGGCGCUGCCUGCUCCUGCCCGCCGCUGCCUGCUGCUGCCGGCAGGGCCGUGACGUCACCCCGCUCCUCGCCCACCGAUGAACGCUAAAGACCUAUAGAGCAGAAAAUAAUACAAGCAAGCUCCGUAUCUUGCAAGCCCUACGUGAUUUUCCCCCCCUCUUUGAAAAAGCCCCUUUGCACUUAAACUCUCUAUACAUGUGGGGUGGCUUUUUAAACUCCCUCUAUACAAACAUAUUUAUUAAGAGCGAUGGGAAGUGGGGGGUAGCCUAUUUUUUUAAUCCAGGCACCAGCCCUCCCCCCCCCCCCCCCCGCCUCAGAUGUCUGGCUGCUUUUCUUAAGUGCAAUCAUCUAUAAUUGAGAAAAAAAAAAAAAAAAAGCCAUACGUGGAAAUGUGUGUAUGAGAAGGUGCAUCUUGAAGCAGGGUUUAGUUACAAUCGAUCUUGGGGGGAAAAUAUUGCCUAUGGUCCAAAAAUAAGGAGCAACUAUGUCCUUCUCUCAGUUCGGAUACCCCUACAGCACCACUUCACAGUUCUUCGUGCCCGCCAGCCCCAGCACGACCUGCUGCGAGGCCGCCCCCCGCUCCGGGCCGGAUGCCUCCUCGGCGCCGGCCGCCGCCUCGCUGUGCUGCGCCCCGUACGAGAGCCGGCUGCUGGCGCCCGGCCGCGCCGAGCUCAAUGCGGCGCUGGGCAUGUACAGCGCCCCGUACGCCGCCGGCCAGGGCUACGGCAACUACCUGCCCUACGGCGCCGAGCCCGCCGCGCUCUACACCGCGCUGAACCCCCAGUAUGAAAUCAAAGACGGCGCCGGCACGUUGCACUCGGGGAUCGCGCAGCCCGCUACCUACUACUCCUACGAUCAUUCCUUGGGGCAGUACCAGUACGACAGGUACGGGACGGUGGAUUUCGGUGGUUCGGCCAGACGCAAAAAUGCAACGCGAGAGACGACGAGUACCCUCAAGACCUGGCUGUACGAGCACCGCAAAAACCCCUACCCCACCAAAGGAGAGAAAAUCAUGCUGGCUAUCAUCACUAAAAUGACCCUGACUCAAGUGUCCACUUGGUUUGCUAACGCCAGAAGGAGGCUUAAGAAAGAAAACAAAAUGACCUGGUCUCCCAAGAACAAAGCGGGGGAAGAGAGGAAAGAAGAAGCCCCGAGGGAAGAGGAUGAAUACAGUGCGGAGGGUGAAGGCAGAGAGCAGAAGAGCUACAAGGAGGACAAGGACCUGCGGUUCAGCGACCUGGAGGAGGAGGAAGAGGAGGAGGAGGAGGCGGGGAAGCCGGAGAAGGGCCGGACCAGCUCCCUGCAGGAAGCCCCCAGCCUGGGCGCGGCGCUGCCCGAGGCUCCGCGGAGCGACUGCAGCCUGCCCGGCCCCUUCCACGCCUUUCCUUGUGCCAAGGCCCCCGGCGCGGACUUCGCCCCCGCCUCCUCGGCCGGCCCGCCGCCGCCCUACGCGCCCGCGGAGAAGCCGCGCAUCUGGUCGCUGGCGCGCACGGCCGGGGCCAGCGCGGCGCGCAGGGGCAGCCCCGAGGGCGGCGGCGCCCAGGGGGAGCACCCCCUGCCCGCCAAGGCCUUCCGGAGCUCCGCGUUCAACCCGCAGCCGCUCCCGCGGAUCUGCGCGUCGCACCGCGGCCUGGGGGAGCCGUGCCAGUUCGCGGCGGCGGGCGAAGGCUUCGGGCGGGACGCCAAGGGCGGCCCGGGAGGCGCCGAGCUGGGUGGGAGCUGCCUCGACAGGCUGCGGACGGCGUUCCGGCCCGUGCUGCGGAGGGCCGCCCGCCCCUUCCUGGGCGCUGGCGACGGGGCUCCGGCUGUAACGAGGCACUCGGCUUGACACAACCACAGCAAGCUCUCCCCGGGCCGGCGGCGGCCUCGCGGCUCGCCUGCCCUGCCCUCGCCGGGGAAGGCACAACGUGCUGCGCACAUGGGGCCGGGCGGAGCGGCCGCAGGACCGGCGCCUCCCCGCCCUCGCCUGCCGUGUGUUCAGCAUUGCCCAUUGACGCCUUUGCAAAAAGGAAGAAAACCCCCCACCUAAUCUUUUCUCCCCACGUCGUGGUUUGUUUCUCCUUUUCCUCCCACACCCGCGCUCUCUGCUCUGCCAAGGGCACCAAUUUGCGGUUGCUCCGCGCCAUCCCGGGGAGGAGAAGGAGGAGAAGCGGCGCAGGUUACGCCGGACUGUUUCUUUCCCGUCUCUGUACAUAGAUACGGCUGAAAGUAUUUUUCAGAGUCUCUAAUUAACACGGAUGAGCCGAACUCCACGAAGCCGUCAGUGAGCUCGGAGCUGUGCAGCCGGAGCCGGCGCAGCCCGGGAGGAACGGGGCACGGCCGGGGCACCCCCGGGCAGCGGGUGGCGACCGGGCGGCGAAGUAGGACGUUGUUAGUGGGUCACCGCCGUCAGUCAGUCAAAAGAGCAGUGCUGCACUUUACAGGACAGACGAGAAAGGGAAACCGUAUCUCUGCAUUAUUUCUGUUUAAUUAAAAGUGUCAUCAAACACUUUGUGUUCAGACUAAUAAACCAAGCAGGGAUGAGGAAAGAAUGUUUCUUUGUUCCUGUCUCUAGAAGCAGUGGCAAUAAUUUAAAUUAAUAACUGUGGUAAUUAAGAGGUCAUCUAUAGAUCAACCCGAUACCUGCUAUUUCCAAGUUCACCGAGGUCAGCAUUUACAUUAAGUCAUUUGUGGUCAAUAGAGUCCAAUGAAUUCUGCCUUAAUAAAUCAGGGAAAUCAAUCUUGAA
This is a messenger RNA of Oenanthe melanoleuca, 2771 nucleotides long. It is a transcript of the gene IRX6, whose product is annotated as iroquois homeobox 6. Gene Ontology annotation, molecular function: RNA polymerase II cis-regulatory region sequence-specific DNA binding; DNA-binding transcription factor activity, RNA polymerase II-specific. The coding region runs from base 530 to 1873 and encodes 447 amino acids. The transcript is spliced from 7 exons. Gene Ontology annotation, cellular component: nucleus. The record is from RefSeq and is a predicted model, not a curated record. Gene Ontology annotation, biological process: cell development; neuron differentiation; regulation of transcription by RNA polymerase II. Lineage: Eukaryota; Metazoa; Chordata; Aves; Passeriformes; Muscicapidae.